AUGGUGCAAAAGCAAAAUCGCACAAACGAUCCGCCAAACAAUGAUGAUGGUAUUGUUGACCAGAACAUCGACAUCAAUGCUGAUCCGCCUGACUCCCGUCAAGAAAGUCAAACCCAAGAUGAAAAGAAAAAAGCUCCAAAUUACACUGAGCCCGAGGACUACGAGCUAUGUCGAGCCUGGGUUCAGGUAUCCGAAGACCCCGCCGUUGGAACCAAUCAAGACGGUAACACUUUCUGGCAACGAAUUCGGACGGUCUAUCACGAAGCUGUACCACGUCCAAUCCGUCCCCUCACCAGCUUGAAAAAGCGAUGGUCUAACCACUUACAACCUUCAAUCAACAAGUUUCGCGGUAUGGUUCACCAGGUCGAGGAAGUUGCCCAAAGUGGCGCAUCAGUUGAGGAUCAAUUAAACCGUGCUCUACGGCUCUACUCCAGCGACCAGCAAACCCACUUCAAACACUUGCGCUGUUACAAUCUACUCGUCAAGAGUCCCAAAUGGAGCAACUACUGUCGAGAUCGCGACCAUGAGAAGAAGACCGAUGCUGCUAAGAAGAAACGAGCUCGGAGCCCUAGUAGCGAAGCCCCACCUGCAACUGUGUCGACUCCAGCACCGUCUGAUCUUGUUGAUCCUGUCUCAGACUUUGAAGGCACCAGCACCGAACCAUCGACAUUGGACCGACCAAUCGGCAAGAAAAGGGCCAAGACGCUCAACCAAAUAGCCGCUAAAGAUACCGCUUGGAAGGAGGGGGUUGCCAUCGCUCACAGCAAGAUUGCCUCUGAAUCCAAGCGGUUUAACGACAUCAUCAGCAACGAUUCAGAAUCUCUCAAAAUUAUUGCCGAUAAUCAGACCACCUCGUCCCAGCUUUCCAUUAUGAACCAGGACCUCAGUGGUCUUGAUGAUGAGCAACAGGAAUUCUUUCGGCUCAAGAGAGCAGUCAUCCUCAAACGCCUCCGCGAACAAGCCGACCCAUCGUCCAUCUAG
Molecule: messenger RNA, 981 nt
Organism: Puccinia graminis f. sp. tritici CRL 75-36-700-3
Lineage: Eukaryota; Fungi; Basidiomycota; Pucciniomycetes; Pucciniales; Pucciniaceae
Exons: 2
Coding region: 1-981 (326 amino acids)
Source: RefSeq, a predicted model, not a curated record